AUGCCGUUGGAUCACAUUCGAUCCAUAAAUCAACGAUGCCAAAUCAAAUUAAUCGCACCAAGCGAAAAAGAUACUGUGGCGACGGUGGCGGGGCUGCUGGAGAAGUACACGGCGGUGGUGGCGCGUGUGGUGGAGCACGUGUUGGCCGACGCGCCUAUUCCCCCGGCGCGUGCGUGUCCUCAUACUGCGCAGUCUCCAUUUCGCCUCUCCGCAUUCUGCUUGCCGCAUGUAGUUACCAACUGA
Striga hermonthica is the source of this 243-nucleotide messenger RNA. The record is from the annotation of a GenBank genome assembly. Lineage: Eukaryota; Viridiplantae; Streptophyta; Magnoliopsida; Lamiales; Orobanchaceae.